Messenger RNA from Bolinopsis microptera, 1836 nucleotides. RefSeq lists its product as uncharacterized. The record is from RefSeq and is a predicted model, not a curated record. The coding region runs from base 355 to 1836 and encodes 493 amino acids. Gene Ontology annotation, molecular function: protein binding. Lineage: Eukaryota; Metazoa; Ctenophora; Tentaculata; Lobata; Bolinopsidae. The transcript is spliced from 11 exons.
AAACUAUCACUAGUCUACCACGAGUACUUAUUUUGUACAUUUGAAAGCAAUUUGACCCUUAAGUAUUAACUGGUUCAAAUUCCUUUAAUCUUGAAUCGGAAGUGAAAAUUAGCACUCCUUACGGUCUGAACCAUGAAUCUAAAUUAACCAUCAUUACUUUUACAACAGUGUCAGAGUAUCACUAUUACGACGAUAUCAGAGUUAUGAACAAUUAUAUUAGCCCUUAAAAGCCUGAAAAAAUCAAAUAUUAUCUUGUUAUCUGUAUGCACGAUAUUUGCAGGACGGAAAGUACCAUGGGAGAAGUUCUUUGAUAAGCUGUGGAGUGGAGUGUUGCUGUGUGACUUCUGUAACUCCAUGAACAAACUCUGUAAUGAUCCUGCGCUAGAACCGAUAAACAUGUCAAACCACACGGACCGAGGGAGGACCUUUGUCAGACACAACGUGGAGGUUUACAUAAUCUGGUGCAGGAAGUUCGGGAUACCAGAGCUCAGUCUGAUGGACGUGAGCGACUUGGUGGACAAGAAGAGCGUUAAAAUGGUCCUCGGAACUAUCCUAGCUGUAGGCAGAGAAGCUAGAGCUAGAGCGCUACCUUGCCCAGUGGUGGCGGUGUUAGAACAGACGUAUAAGAUGAACUAUGAGAGCAUGAUAGAUGCCGUAGUUGGAGAGGAUGCUAUAGACGACUCCAAGGACAUUCACGAUUCGGUGAAGCUAAAACGAAAGCGUUUCCAGAUGAUCAAAGCUAAAGCCUUAUCAGGAGCAAACAUUCGUCAAGGCACGUUGGAUGAUGAUAAAAGGAACAUACAAGAAGAUAUUCUGUGUUUGAUGUACUUGAAAGGGUUCAAGAGAGGGGACGAAUCUGCGGAGAGUGUCAUUAAAGGAUGGCAAGGAGCCGUCAGAAACGGAGACUACAGAUCCUCCACCCUACCCUCCAACUUGAAGGCAAAACUAGACCAGUUUGAGGGGGUAGACUUGAGGUACGGACAGACUCUGCCCCGGAACUACGGGGGAGCCAAGUCUCCGAGCAACCUGGAUGGGAGUGAGGAGGAUGAAGCUAGGAGAGGGGCUGAGAUUGAGGAACUCAGGAACUUCAAGACCCCUGAUCUGUCUAAGUUUGAGGACCAGGAGAAAGAGAUUGAGACCAAAAGAGGAGACAAGGCAGAACGGAGGAUUUCUUUUGGGUUUGGCUUGAGUGAUAUAUUCGGAUCAAAGGAAAAAGAGGAAAAGAGCGUCGUUAAUGCGGAGAAGAAAGAUGAGCUGGUAAAAGCUAAUGGUGAUGAAGUAGAAGAACCUCAAACUGCCGAGUACGUACUGACGAUACCAGGUGAGCAGUUUAACCAGAUGAGAGAAAGUGGGAUCCUGGGGGACAUGCUGGAGAACUACGUGAUCACUGAUGACGGGGAGUACAACGUGGUGUUGACCGGUGAACAGUACAGCCAGUUCCAGGCUCUCAUAAAUCAGGACACCAGGCUGGAGACUGUUAGUCAGGCUCAGGCUGAAGAGAAGACCAAGAAAAGGGAUUCAAAGAAGAAAGUCAAAAAGAGCAAAUCCAAGGAUGGGGAAACAGACGCGGCAUCUCCAAACGCGACACCCAAAUCAAAACGGAAGUCAAAGUCAAAGCUAGGACGAUGGGGGAGUAAGAGCAGUAUCAAACACGCGGAAACGAGUGAGAGUGAGGCAGAUCCUGCCGAGAAAAAGGUCAGACGUACCAAAUCCUUCUCUUUCAACAAGAAGAAGAGGGAUGGUAGUGCGAGUGAGGACGGUGAGAGGAAGAGGAGGUCUAGUCUGUUUGGGAGGAAGAAGAAGAAGAACUCGGUGAGGCUGACGAUCCUAGCCUGA